Messenger RNA from Lucilia cuprina (Australian sheep blowfly), 1509 nucleotides. Its product is annotated as GATA zinc finger domain-containing protein 7-like. Lineage: Eukaryota; Metazoa; Arthropoda; Insecta; Diptera; Calliphoridae. The record is from RefSeq and is a predicted model, not a curated record. The transcript has a single exon. Bases 1 to 1509 code for a protein of 502 amino acids.
AUGGAUCCUAGAAGAAAACGACGCUCGAUUAGACAGCGUUCGCGCACCAGACCUUUAGAACCAGUAAAUUUAAUGCAACUCUUGCGACGCCGUUCUCGUUAUCGCCCUUAUAGUGUUAACAAUAGAAAUAUGCGACAAGUGCAACAUCCUUUCUUUAGGUCCAAUAAUGAAUUAGAAAACGGAAACAUAGCAAAUGUUGGAAGUUUUUACAGGCGCAAUAUUAAUCUAUUGAACGAGGAAAUGUUGAUAGAAGUUUUGCCUUCAUUUAGUGCGGCACAUAGUGCAGAUAGACAAGAUAUGGGUACUAAUACUGAAAUACCAUGUGGUGCUGCACAUUCUUCGUCUACUUCCACAGAACAAACACCACAAGCAGAAGGCGAGGUAUCGAAGGAGAUAUCUUCGGUUGAUAAUGCAAGUUUAACAUAUGAGGAUUUGGCAAAGUUACAAAAUAAUUCAAUGACUUACAUUGCUAGUAAAGUUUCGAAUAAUGUUCCAAGUAAAGCUACCUUAGAAGAUAAUAGUGUGAAAUCUUACGUCGUUUUAAGCAGAGCAAAAUCAAAUCAUUCAAAAUCUCAAGAAGAAUCCAGCUCCAAUGCUUCGGGUUCCUCAAUUUCUUAUACCGAAAAAUAUGAACACUUGAAAGAAAAAAAUUUGUCAGAUGUACCCUCGGAAACCGAAACGGAUCCCCAAAUUAAUACCAAUUUUCCACCGACAGAAAAUAUUUUAUUUAAUUCGGAAAUCAAUAAUACAAAUGAUCCUCUAGAUUCCUUUCAUUCUUAUACUGGAAAUUUUAGAUCUUUGGAAGAAAAUAUCAAUAGAGAUUAUUCUUAUUAUUUUGAAGAUAUGGAAAGGCUAGAAGCUUAUAUGACACCCGAUGUUUUUGAACCUGAAGAAGGUUUGUUAACGGAAAAUGAGGUGAUAAUGACUGCUUCAACACCGAAAGAGUUUAAAGCGAACGAUAAUACUUCGGAAUCUGACAAUACUUCUUCAAAUCUUUUAAAACUAAAGGAAUCUAACACAACAGUCAAUAUUGCAACGGAUGAGUCGUCUUCAGGACAAGAUGUAAAAGUUAUAAAUCAUACUAUAGAAAUACCAGGAUCAUCCUCCGAUUCUCUAGAAGUACCAUCUACAAUCGGAAUUGUUCAUGUUGAGGUACAUUCAAACACCUCCAUCGAGAAUAAUGCCAGUGAUUCUUCAUUUAAUGAGAAUAAUGAGGAUAAUGAAUCGAAUACUGCUGCCGCUGAUGAUGAGGCUGGUGGUGAUGGUGUUUUUAAUGAUUCCAAUAAUGCCAGUGACAACAAUUUGAGUAAUGAGCAAAGUGAAUCCAAUACAGCCGCCGUUGAUAUUAAAGCUGGAGGAGAUGGUUCUCAUAAUGACUCUCUAAUACAAAUUGAAUUUACUUUAACUGCCAAUAUACAAUCUGACGACGAUAAUGAUGAUGACGUUACCAAUGCCAAUGAUGAGGGUGAUGUUGACAAUCAUAGGGAAUGGCAUAAUGAAGAUACUUAG